Messenger RNA from Aspergillus nidulans FGSC A4, 1506 nucleotides. RefSeq names its product aldehyde dehydrogenase family protein. Gene Ontology annotation, molecular function: oxidoreductase activity. Bases 1 to 1506 code for a protein of 501 amino acids. Gene Ontology annotation, biological process: acetate metabolic process. The transcript has 3 exons. The record is from RefSeq and is a predicted model, not a curated record. NCBI's taxonomy places the organism in Eukaryota, Fungi, Ascomycota, Eurotiomycetes, Eurotiales, Aspergillaceae.
AUGGCCACCGCUGUCAGCUUAACUGCCCCCAAUGGGCACAAAUACGAGCAGCCUAUUGGUUUAUUUAUAAACAACGAGUUUGUUGCAUCCAAGUCUGGCGAGAAAUUUGCCACCGUCAAUCCCAGUGAUGAAGAGGAAAUCACCCAAGUUUAUGCUGCUGGAGAAGAGGACAUCGAUAUCGCAGUCAAGGCAGCAAGAAAGGCCCUCAAAGAUCCCUCAUGGAAGCUUCUUACCGCAACAGACCGAGGCAAUCUGAUGCUCAAAUUGGCGGACCUCAUUGACCAGAACAAGGAAACCUUGGCCGUCAUUGAAACAUGGGACAACGGCAAGCCGUACCAGGUUUCCCUAAACGAUGACCUCUCGGAGGUCGUUAACACAAUUCGCUAUUGUGCCGGAUGGGCCGAUAAGAUCCACGGGCAGACCAUUAGCACAACACCGGCCAAGUUUGCAUACACCCUACGUCAACCUAUUGGCGUUGUUGGCCAAAUUAUCCCAUGGAAUUUCCCCCUAGCUAUGGCUGCAUGGAAGCUGGGUCCUGCGUUGGCCUGCGGCAACACCGUUGUUCUAAAGCCUGCAGAGCAGACUCCGCUUAGCAUCUUGUACCUUGCCAAAUUCAUUAAGGAAGCCGGUUUUCCACCAGGUGUCGUCAACAUUGUUAAUGGCCUUGGUCGUGUGGCAGGAUCUGCAUUGGUUACCCAUCCAGGCGUGGAUAAGGUUGCCUUUACUGGCUCGACCAUGACUGGUAAGGAAAUCAUGAAGAUGGCUGCAGGAACCAUGAAGAAUGUGACUUUGGAAACUGGCGGCAAGUCACCUCUGCUUGUUUUUGACGAUGCAGACCUCGAGCAGGCGGCCAAGUGGGCACAUAUCGGUAUCAUGUACAACCAAGGACAGGUCUGCACGGCUACGUCGCGUAUUCUUGUUCACGAAAAGGUUCACGAUGAAUUUAUCAGACUUUUCCGCGAGGCCGUGGCGACUACCAGCAAGGUUGGAGACCCAUUCUCAGAUGACACGUUCCAGGGCCCCCAGGUUACCAAAGCCCAAUACGAGCGUGUUCUUUCUUACAUCGAGAGCGGCAAGCAGGAGGGCGCCACCCUGGUCGACGGCGGUGUCCCAUACAAGAACGUCAAGGACGGCAAGGGUUUCUUUAUUGCGCCCACAAUCUUCACAAACGUCAAGGACAACAUGCGCAUUUACCGCGAGGAAGUGUUCGGACCGUUCGUCGCCAUUGCCAGAUUCUCAACUGAAGAGGAAGCCAUCGACAGAGCCAACGACACAACCUAUGGACUGGGAGCAGCCGUCUUCACGAAGGACAUUGAGCGAGCCCACCGUGUUGCAUCUGAAAUUGAGGCUGGAAUGGUGUGGAUCAACAGCAGCAACGACAGCGACUUCCGCGUGCCCUUUGGUGGUGUCAAGCAAAGCGGUAUAGGGCGCGAACUCGGCGAAGCUGGCUUAGAGGCGUACACCCAAAUCAAGGCUGUGCACGUCAAUAUGGGAACCAAGCUGUAA